Messenger RNA from Chlamydomonas reinhardtii, 3252 nucleotides. RefSeq lists its product as uncharacterized. The transcript is spliced from 12 exons. Gene Ontology annotation, biological process: protein phosphorylation. The coding region runs from base 88 to 3228 and encodes 1046 amino acids. Gene Ontology annotation, cellular component: cytoplasm. Lineage: Eukaryota; Viridiplantae; Chlorophyta; Chlorophyceae; Chlamydomonadales; Chlamydomonadaceae. The record is from RefSeq and is a predicted model, not a curated record. Gene Ontology annotation, molecular function: protein serine/threonine kinase activity; ATP binding.
ACCAUAGCAAUCUGCUGCACUAUGGAAGCCAUACAUUGAAGCAGAAAACAGGGAGGAGUCCUUUUCGGGCAACAGCCUCGCGUAGAAAUGAAGAAGCUCUUUGGCGGGAACAAGAAGAAGGAGAAGGAGGGCACGCUCGUGGGGAAGACGGUCAUGGUUGGACCGUUCUCCGUGCGCGUGGAGGCAAUAGUUGGAGAAGGUGGCUUCGCGACCAUCUACCGUUGCAUCGACGGCAAGACGGGGCUCGCCUACGCGCUGAAGCACAUGCGGCUGGCGCCGGACACGGUGGAUGAAGUGAAGGCAGAGGCCAAGGUGAUGGCAAGACUCAAGGGCCACCCCAACAUCCUGCGGCUGCACGCGGUGGCGUUCGGCGGCCCCACAGGCGCCGAGACGGACGGCUUCAUGCUGCUGGACUUCUGCCCGCUCACCCUCCUGGAGGUGAUGCAGCGCAACAACUUUGCUCUGGACGACUUCCUGGUGUACGAGGUGUUCCAGGACGUGGUGUGGGCCGUGGCGCACAUGCACAAGUGCAACCCGCCGCUGGCACACAGGGACCUGAAGGCCGAGAAUGUGCUGAAGAACGGCGAGGGCCGCUGGGUGAUCUGCGACUUUGGCUCCGCCACCUCGCGGGCCCAGGUGUACGACAGCUCCGCCGACAUCGCGGCGGAGGAGGACGUCAUCCGCCGCACCACCACACCCGCGUACCGGGCGCCCGAGAUGUGGGACCUGUACACGCGGCAGCGCAUCGACACGGCGGUGGAUGUGUGGGCGCUGGGCGUGCUGCUGUACGUGCUGGCCUUCGGCAAGCUGCCCUUCCCCGGCGACUCCAAGCUGGCCAUCCUGUACGGCAAGUACGACAUGCCGCCGGGCCGCCCGGCCGCCAUGCGGGCGCUGAUCCAGGACAUGCUGCAGGUGAACCCGGCGGACCGGCCAGACAUCUUCCAGAUCAUCUCCAAACUCGACCUCCUCCGCAACGUCCUCUCCAGCGAGGCCUCGGGCGGAAGCAACGGAGCCGGCGCGCCCCCGGACGCCCCCACGGUGCCGCACCCGCACCCCUACCCGGCGCCCAUGCCGGUGCCGAUGCCGGGGGCGCCGCCGCCGCCGCACGUGCUCCCAGGGCAGCAGCUGCCGUAUCCACGGCAGGGGUCGUUGGGCGCCCCAGCACCGGGCCCGCCGGGGCCCAUGCCGCCGCACCCGCACCCAGUUCACGGCGGCGCGCCGCCGCCACCGGGCUGGGUGCCGCCGGGGCCGCCCGGGCCGCACCACCCGCCGCCGCCCUACCACCCAGGGCAAGGGCCGCCAGGGCAGCCGGGGCCCCACGGCGCGCCGCACCCGCCCGCCUACGCCCAACCGCGGCCCGGCGCCGGCCCCCCGCCGCCGCAGCAGCAGGUGCAGCGGCAGCCCUCGCGCGGGGGCAGUUUCAACCCGGCCUGGCCAGCGGGGCCGCCGGGCGCCCCGGGGGGGCCGCCUGGGCCGCAGGGCGUGCAUCCACACCCGCACGCACACGGCCCGCCGCCGCCGCAUCUACAGCCGCAGCCAUACCCGUACCCGCAGCACCCACAUCCUCAGGCCGCGCAGGCACACCCGGGGGCAGUGGCACGGGUGCCGGUACAGCCUCAGCAGCAGCCAGACCUGUUGGGCGAUGCCUGCCCGGAACCUCCUGUCACCGCGCGGUUGCAACCGGAAAGGCGCGCCUCGGGCAGUGGCCGUGGCAGUGGCAGUGGCCGACCGCCGGCGGUGGGCUUUGGCGACGACGUGGACUGGGCCGGCGCCGGGCCCUCCGCCACCUCCACCUCAGGUCCCUUCGCGGCAGCAGCCACAGCCGCGCUUCUGCAGCCUGCGGCGUUCGGGGAAGGCGCGACGCGCGCUCCUGCUGCUGCCGUUGCAGCGCCGGCCCGGGCGGUUGGAGAGGUGGAUUGGGGAGAGCAGCCUGCGUUCGGGGCCCUCGCGCGCUCGGUGACAUCCACUGCCACGCCGGCGCCGACACCGUCGGGCGGCGCCGCGCCGCAGCAGCCACAACCGCAGUUACAGGCGCAGCGGGCGGCAUCACAGGUGGCACCAGGGGACCUCAUGUCUCUGGACAGCAUGCUGCCGGCCACGCCGCCGCCCAGCUUCAGCCAACCAGCGAAAUCCCAGCCGUCUUCCGCGGCCGCUGCUCCCGUGCAACAGCAGGAGCCGCAGCAGCACCAGCACGAGCUGCCGCAGGAGCCCGCCGGACUGAGCCCCAUGCCCAGUCAUGUGAGCGGCGCCGCCUCGAGCGCCCCCAACAGCAGGAGCCUGGCGGCGACCGCCGCGGCCGCGCUACAGCAGCCGCAGGCUGCCGCCGUGCCUUUGGGGGUCAUGACGCCGGCAGCGUGGUCGCCGCUGGAGGGCGCGGCUGGGCAGGCUGGCAGCACGGAUGCUGCCGCUGGAGGGCGGCCGCCGCCCGGCGCCGGGGCUGGUGGCGGCGGUGGUAGUGGCGGUGGCGCAAGCACGGGUGUGCUGCCAGCGGCGGGGCCCGAAGGGGACGGCGAGACGGUGGGCCUGAGGGCGGAGGUGGCUCGGCUGGCAGCACACAACGCGGCGCUGGAGGGCCGCGUGCGGCAGCUGGAGGGCCUGGUGGCGGCGCAGGGCAGUGCGCUGCAGCGCCUCGCGGCCGACCUGUCCGCCGUGCAGCUGCAGCAGCAACAGCAGCAGCAGCAGACACAGCACCACCAGCAGCAUCACAACAGCCACCCGCUCGCGGCCAGCUCUACCUCGUCGUCGUUCGGCGGGGCGCCGCCGCUGCACGGUGCCGGCGGCCUGCCGCCGGCGGCGUUGUCCCGACUGGCGCCGCACAGUGGCGCCUCCGCUCGACUGCCGGGCUCUGGCGGGGCCACCGGUGGCACCGGCGGGGCAGGCGGAAGUGCGCACGCAGGCCUGCUCGCUAGCGGGGGCGCCGCAGGCGGUGGCACCGGUGGCAGUAGCUACACCAGCGGCACCUUCGCCUCGGGGCCGGGCGGUGGUGGAGCCGGCGGCAACCAGCUACUGGCGGGCGCGGGCUCGAGCUCGGGGCUGGGGCCGGCGGAGGAGGGCGCCGGUGGCAGCCGCGUGAACGGCGGCGGUGCCGGCGCCCCCGGGGGGCAUGCGGGCUUUCCGGUGGAGGACGGCUUUGGCGAGGGCAGCCCCUGGUGUGCCGCAUACGGUGCGUCCCUGGGCGCCAACCGGAUCAGGUCCGCGACUACCGUAUAUGCCAUCAACCGCUACUGAUCCCAUGUAUUUCUUUGCUGCCCC